CUGACAACUCACCAGGUCCCAGGAAAUUGUAGUAGGCCAAGAUCAGACUUCAUUCACCCCAACGGCCUCAGUGAAAAUGUUGUCGCAACCUCUUGAAGGAAAGCUACUUGGGCCCACAGCAAAUUCGAGAUCGUGAUUGCCAUUCGGCUUUUUGCGCAGUUGUGAAGACAUCCAAGACUACCAAGCCUCGACAACUGCAGUCGCCAUGAUCAAGCGUCUCGCCGUCUUUAUGUUGGUGGUGCUAGUCGCCAUACUAAGCGUCGCUCACGCCGAUGAUGCCCCCGCGGCCCCGCCCGCAGACGAAGCCCACGCCCCGCCCGGCGUGACGCUCCUCGGAGACAAGGAACCGGUGCCAUCGACCAAAGAGCAAUUGGAGCAGGUCAUUGCUGGUGGAGGCGGCUUCAUCCCGACGGGCGGCAUCACGUACCGCUGGCGCUACACGUACCCGUACCUUGGUGGGUUCCGCUAUGGCUGGCGCUAUCCGCUCGGUUGGUGGAACAGAUGGGGACACUCCAUCUACGGCGGUGGCUGCGGUUUCGGACGCCCGUUCGGCGGGUUCUACUACUGCUAAGUGAUGUGGCAGCUCUUCAUUGAAGCCUGCCGCUAUGACAUGGCAACGGAACCGUGUGCGAGGCUUCAGAUGGAGCAGGGUGAAGGAGGCAAGAGAGAGGAGAAGAUGCAGCAGACAACAGCAGUCGAGAUCGAGCAGAAGACGCAGCGACGUCCACUUUUGAUGAGUUAUGAGUAGCAUGUAGGAACGCAGUUUGCAGCGACGGUAGUGAAGAAUUAAGCAAGUUGCAAACAUGAAUGGUAUCGAUUUAUUUUGACAAGGCGAUUCAAUCUACCGGUAGUCUACAUAUCGCGUCAUCACCCAGUGAUUUGCAAUCAUGUUUCAAC
Molecule: messenger RNA, 897 nt
Organism: Phytophthora nicotianae INRA-310
Lineage: Eukaryota; Oomycota; Peronosporomycetes; Peronosporales; Peronosporaceae
Exons: 1
Coding region: 206-571 (121 amino acids)
Source: RefSeq, a predicted model, not a curated record